GGGCAGCAGAAGUUAUCGUCUGUGGUAGUUUUAACGCAUCCUAGUUUUGAGUGUGGCGAAAUGGGGAGCUUAACUAAAGCAUUUUAUGUGUUGGGGGUUGUGCUGCUGAUGUGCAGCUCACUUCACGGCUACCGCUGGCGAACUCAUCACAAGGACGUUCACAUCCCGAAGCCCAGUUCUAAAGCCGGCGGGAGAUUCCGCCUCGCUGGACACCAUCACGGCCAAGCGCAAACCCGGGCUUCCCACUUCCUGCGGGGUGAGGGGAGAGCCGGCGCGGCGUCUAAGACCGUCACCGUGCAGUGCCACGAGGCCACCGUGGAUAUCACGGUCAGCGCCGACCUCUACGGCAUCGGCACGCCCGUCCGCGCCGAGGAGUUGCGGCUCGGCCCGCUCUCGGCUGGCGGCUCCUGCGGCGCGGCGGCGGCCGGGUCCGGGGGCUCGUUCCUCAUCCGCGCCAACCUGAGCGACUGCGGCACCGCGCUCUCGUUUGUGGGUGAGCUGCUGAUCUACACCAAUCAGCUCUUCUACACGCCCGCCCCCUCUCCCGGUGGAAUUAUAAGGAUGAACGGCGCAGUCAUUCCCAUCGAGUGCCGUUAUGCCAGGAGAUACAACGUGAGCAGCAAUGCUCUGAAGCCAACCUGGGUCCCCUUCACCUCCACCAAGUCUGCAGAGGAUGUCCUGGACUUCACUCUGACACUCAUGAACGAUGACUGGAGCUCCAAGAGGUCCUCCAAUGUGUUCUACCUGGGGGAUGUCCUGAACAUCGAAGCCUCCGUCACCCAGGCCAACCACCAGCCCCUUCGGCUCUUUGUGGACAGCUGCGUGGCCACCUUGGCCCCUGGCUGGACCUCCACCCCCAGCUACUUCUUCAUUGAGAACUAUGGGUGCCUGACUGAUGCCAGAGUGACCGGCUCCAACUCUCAGUUCAUGCCAAGGUCAGUGGACACCAAGCUGCAGAUGAAGCUGGAUGCCUUCAGGUUCCAUCGGGAUCCCCGGAGCUCAAUCUACAUCACCUGCCGCCUGAAAGUGGCUCCAGUCUCCCAGGUGGACAUGAAGAACAAAGCCUGCUCCUAUACUGGUGGGAGGUGGAAGUCGGUGGAUGGGAGCAAUCAGGUCUGUGGCUGCUGUGAUUCCAGCUGUGGGGAUGGCUUCAGAUCUCGGGCUUCUCUCCGCUGGAAGAGGGGGGACUCAUCUAAGAUCAGAUCAGAGUGGGAGGGUGACUCUAUGCUUGGGCCUCUGUCCAUCAUGGAUGGGAUACUAGACCUCCAUUAGACACUCCAGCUUAAGAGUACCUGGAUGUGUUUUGGCUCAACCAAGUACUUAAAUCAAUUUGCAUUGAGGUUUGCCCCUUCCCCAAUGUAUCCAAGUGGCCUUCGUUUUGGCUGAAGGAUGUCUUGCUGUGUCUUUAUGCAUAACCUUGUGUGUGUUAUGUGCUAAAUAAAAAAAAAAUCAUAAUUAAAAC
Lepisosteus oculatus (spotted gar) is the source of this 1462-nucleotide messenger RNA. Its product is annotated as zona pellucida sperm-binding protein 3-like. Lineage: Eukaryota; Metazoa; Chordata; Actinopteri; Semionotiformes; Lepisosteidae. The record is from RefSeq and is a predicted model, not a curated record.